CAAUGAUGCUCAGUCGGUUGAGAGUGCACGAGGUGAUCGGUCGAGUUUUGAUCGGUUUCCCGCGAAAUAAGACGAACUGUAGUCACAGCAGCAGUGUGUUGGUUAGUUUGUGUGCCGAAAAGUAGAAAUUGUUUGGUAAACACCCGUUAAUUUUCUACACCAGAAGCAGUUUGGAGGAGUUUGACCUAUGCAUUGGGACCGGUGCGAUGGCUUGUAAGAUUGACAUUAUUCUGGAAAACGGCACCAAGAUGCCGGCUUUGGGUUUUGGUACUUGGAGGGCAUCCGACGAGGAAGUGGAGAGAGCUCUGAAUGAGGCACUCGAAGCCGGUUAUCGUCACAUCGACACGGCGCCGGUGUAUCUCAAUGAGAAGACGAUUGGAAAAGUACUCAGGGAAUGGCUGGAUGCUGGGAAAGUGACCCGCGACGAGCUGUUUAUCGUAACCAAACUGCCACCUCAUGGUACGAGAGCCAGUACAGUAGAAAAGUACCUGAGACGAUCGCUGGAUGAUCUUCAGUUGGCAUACGUGGAUCUUUACCAUAUUCAUGUUCCAUUCACUGUACCAGAAGUCGAUGGUCCCUUUCUAAUGGAUGAUGAUGGACAGAUUGUAUUGGAAACAACGACCGAUCAUAUAAGUCUGUGGAAGGCCAUGGAGAAAGUGCAGAAGGACGGUCUCGCACGCAACAUAGGCCUAUCGAAUUUCAACCAACGGCAGAUACAAAGGGUCCUCGAUAAUUGCCAAAUCAAACCAGCUAAUCUGCAGAUCGAGAACCACAUCUAUUUGCAGCAACCGGAACUGGUAAAGUUCUGCAAAGCUAAUGGUAUCAGUGUCACGGCAUACUCACCACUCGGCUCGAAGGGAAUCGAAAAAUUGUUGAACCGCGACGUACCGAAUCUGCUGGACAAUCCGGUAGUGAAGAGCAUCGCCGAAAAGCUGGGCAAAACGGCUGCCCAGGUGUUGUUGCGUCAUCUCCUGCAGCGAGGAAUUUCGACGAUCCCGAAAAGCACGAACCCGAAGCGUUUGCGGGAAAACAUUGAUUUGUUUGAUUUCGAGAUCGACGAUUCGGAUUUCGUGAAAUUAAAUGCACUUGACCAGAACAUAAGAAUUUGUGAUUUUGGAUUUUUCCCCGGCAUUACCAAACAUCCGGAGUUUCCCUUCUAAGUGACAUUUAUCUUUUGAACCUUUUCAGAAAAAUCAAAUUAAGAGAUUUUCGACGUUCACUUGUGCUAUUCUAUCGUAUUACAAUAUCGCUCGUAUAUCGAUUCAAUUUUUAUGAAAUUAAUUACAUAAGAAAGUUUUGGCACCCGAAUUUAAAAAUUUAUUGUAUUGUUUGAAAAUUUUAAUUUUUUCACCUAUAAGGAAAAUAUAUAGAAAUGAAUAAACUUCGAACAAAGCCAAAUUACCUCAGGGUGAAGCCAGAGAGAAUGCGACACGCGACGCGAAGCGAAACUUGACAGAUCGCACGGAGUCACGCGGCAGAGCUCCGUCCCGCAUACGCAAACUAACUAAACGCUGCCAGCCUGAAAAAUAUGGCUGGCAGACAUUCUGGUGACCGACUGCCUCACCGCUGCCAGAUAUACAACUCAAACGAUACAACCGCAUCCACCAGGAUUUUUCCACAUUGAAAUCUUUGACAUUUUCAGCGAAGGUGAGAAGAUGCAAACGCUCGGCUAACUUAGAUAGAGGCGACUUUGUUUUGUCAAAUUGGAUUUGACAACCGUCACUGAAUCAAUUUUGGUAGCGUCGGGUGGCCCUGUCUGCCCAGGUAGCCAAAACGCUAUGCGGGGUCCAAUCAAGUUCAGCAGAAAAAUGACAUGUAUUUAAGAGUGAGUGCAAUGUGAUACUUGUCGGUUUUCUGCUGAACUUGAGUGGAUGGAGCUCUGCCGCGCGACUCCUUGCGAUCUGUCAAGUUUCGCAUCGCUUGUCGCUUUCUCUCUGGCUUCACCCUCAGUAUAACAGAUCGGCUGAAAAGUUCGUAUCGUUUCUA
Messenger RNA from Malaya genurostris, 1986 nucleotides. Its product is annotated as 1,5-anhydro-D-fructose reductase. Gene Ontology annotation, molecular function: aldose reductase (NADPH) activity. NCBI's taxonomy places the organism in Eukaryota, Metazoa, Arthropoda, Insecta, Diptera, Culicidae. Gene Ontology annotation, cellular component: cytosol. The coding region runs from base 207 to 1160 and encodes 317 amino acids. The transcript is spliced from 7 exons. The record is from RefSeq and is a predicted model, not a curated record.